GAGAGACAUGCCAAUGGGGAAGGGGACGAGGCGGGAAGAAGAAGAAGAAGGCGCUGGGGUGCCGAGUUAGCUGGAGAGAGAGAGAGAGUCAGCGAGGCGCCGGCAGGGAGUGGAGUCGCGCGUCGGGGAAGGAAAAGUCCUUAAAGGGGCCGCGGAGCAAGCGGCUGCCGGCAUGAAGGGCUUCUAGGGCGGCGGAGGAGGAAUCCCAUCCACCAAGGAGGAGGGAGAGAGAGAAGAAGGAGGAAGAGCAGCACCAGCCGCAGGGACAGGAGCUUUUUACACAUCAAUCCCUUAAACCUGUGACAGUCGAGCAAGUGGACAAGAUUUCUUUUUCAUCUUUAUACCUAAUCCUGCAUACUGAAAGCACAAGCUUGGCUUCUAGGACAGGGAAAAUUUCAUGAUGGGUCCAUCCCAGGUGGUUUCCAUUGUAUGAUUCCAGAUAGCUUUAUAUUGGUAAAAUGUUUAAUCUUCCUCGGUGAUGGUGUGUAUUUCGAAAUUCAUCUUGGCUAAUCAUCCUGAAAGUUGCAAAUCCAGAUAGGUGCUUUUUUGGCUGAAACUGCAUCAGCACCAGCCAGAAGCGUUACUAAACGCAGAAUUUCUCCCAGCAUCAGUUCUACUUGGGAAAAGAAGAGUGUCAUCAUGUCUAAUAUCACAAUUGAUCCAGAUGUCAAACCUGGUGAAUAUGUCAUCAAGAGCCUUUUUGCUGAGUUUGCUGUUCAAGCUGAAAAGAAAAUUGAAGUUGUGAUGGCUGAACCUUUGGAAAAACUCUUGUCAAGAUCUCUUCAGAGAGGUGAAGAUCUUCAGUUUGACCAGUUGAUAAGCUCUAUGAGCUCUGUAGCAGAGCACUGUCUCCCCUCUUUACUGCGCACCUUGUUUGAUUGGUACAAACGCCAAAAUGGAACUGAAGAUGAAUCCUAUGAGUACAGGCCUCGGUCUAGCACAAAAUCUAAGGGGGAUGAGCAGCAACGUGAGAGGGAUUAUCUACUUGAAAGGAGGGAUUUAGCUGUAGAUUUUAUUUUUUGUUUAGUUUUAGUAGAAGUUCUAAAACAGAUACCUGUUCAUCCAGUGCCUGACCCUUUAGUUCAUGAUGUUCUAAAUUUGGCUUUUAAGCACUUUAAGCACAAAGAAGGGUAUUCAGGAACCAACACUGGGAAUGUGCAUAUUAUUGCAGAUUUAUAUGCAGAAGUGAUAGGGGUUCUUGCGCAAUCAAAGUUUCAGGCUGUUCGAAAGAAAUUUGUCACAGAAUUAAAGGAACUGCGACAAAAGGAACAAAGCCCUCAUGUGGUACAAAGUAUCAUCAGCUUAAUUAUGGGGAUGAAGUUUUUCAGAGUAAAAAUGUACCCCGUAGAAGAUUUUGAAGCAUCAUUUCAAUUUAUGCAGGAAUGUGCACAGUACUUUUUGGAAGUAAAAGAUAAAGACAUAAAGCACUCACUUGCUGGGUUGUUUGUAGAAAUUCUCAUCCCUGUUGCUGCUGCUGUCAAAAAUGAAGUGAAUGUGCCAUGUCUGAAAAACUUUGUGGAGAUGCUUUAUCAAACUACCUUUGAGCUGAGCUCAAGAAAGAAGCACUCGCUGGCUUUGUAUCCAUUGAUCACCUGUUUGUUGUGUGUCAGUCAGAAGCAGUUUUUUUUAAAUAACUGGCAUAUCUUCUUACAAAAUUGUCUGUCCCAUUUAAAGAUGCCAUCUAACAACAGUAUCAGAAAACAAAUAGAAACUCUUCAGAAUAAAGAUCCCAAAAUGUCUCGAGUUGCACUGGAAUCACUAUAUAGAUUAUUAUGGGUUUAUGUUAUUAGAAUAAAAUGUGAAAGCAACACUGUAACACAAAGCCGACUCAUGAGCAUUGUAUCAGCACUUUUCCCAAAAGGAUCUCGCAGUGUAGUCCCCCGAGACACACCUCUGAACAUAUUUGUAAAAAUUAUUCAGUUCAUUGCUCAGGAACGCUUGGAUUUUGCAAUGAAAGAAAUCAUUUUUGAUCUUCUCAGUGUUGGCAAAUCACCAAAAACCUUCACUAUAAAUCCAGAGAGAAUGAAUAUAGGCCUCAGAGUCUUCCUCGUGAUAGCAGACAGUUUACAACAAAAGGAUGGCGAGCCACCUAUGCCAACUACAGGAGUUGUACUUCCCUCAGGGAACACUCUCCGUGUAAAGAAAAUUUUUCUCAAUAAAACUCUGACGGAUGAAGAAGCAAAAGUUAUAGGAAUGUCAAUAUAUUAUCCUCAAGUAAGAAAAGCAUUGGAUAGCAUCCUGAGGCAUCUAGACAAAGAAGUUGGAAGACCAAUGUGCAUGACUAGUAUACAGAUGUCCAAUAAGGAACCUGAAGACAUGAUCACGGGGGAAAGAAAACCAAAAAUCGAUUUAUUUAGAACUUGUAUUGCUGCUAUCCCAAGAUUAAUUCCAGAUGGCAUGAGCAGAACAGACCUUAUUGAACUUCUUGCAAGGCUAACAGUUCAUAUGGAUGAAGAAUUGCGUGCACUGGCUUUCAAUACUUUGCAAGCAUUAAUGCUGGACUUUCCAGAUUGGCGAGAAGAUGUUCUUUCAGGAUUUGUUUACUUUAUUGUCCGUGAAGUCACUGACGUUCACCCAACACUUCUUGACAAUGCAGUAAAGAUGCUAGUGCAGUUAAUUAAUCAAUGGAAACAAGCGGUCCAAAUGCAAAAUAAGAACCAAGAAGCUCAGCGUGGUGUGGGCAAUGGCACUGCUCCUACCCUUCCCCUGGAAAAAAGCCCUUAUUCAAGUGUAUUUCAUGUGGUGGAAGGCUUUGCCCUGGUCAUUCUUUGUAGCACAAGACCUGCUACUAGAAGACUGGCUGUCAGUUGUCUUAAAGAAAUAAGGGCCUUGUUCAUAGCCCUAGACAUUUCCAAGGGUGAUGAUGAGUUGGCAAUAGAUGUAAUGGACAGAUUGAGUUCAUCAGUUCUUGAAAGUUUCAUACAUCUCACUGGUGCUGAUCAGACUGUGUUACUGUAUUGUCCCAGUUCAAUAGAUUUGCAAACAUUAGCUGAUUGGAGCUCAUCCCCUAUUAGCCACCAGUUUGAUGUCAUCAGUCCAUCCCACAUAUGGAUAUUUGCACAUGUAACUCAGGGCCAGGACCCUUGGAUUAUUAGCCUGUCCAGUUUUAUGAAACAGGAGUAUCUUCCAAAACAUUGCCCUACAGCUGUGAGCUAUGCUUGGAUGUUUUCUUAUACCAGACUCCAGCUGUUGUCUCCACAGGUUGACAUAAACAGCCCUAUCAAUGCCAAGAAAGUAAAUACUGCUAUAAGCAGCGACUCUUAUAUUGGGCUCUGGAGAAACUACUUGAUUCUUUGUUGCAGUGCAGCAACUUCUGCAUCCUCUUCUGCAUCUGCAGGUUCUGUCAGAUGUUCCCCUCCUGAGACGCUGGCGUCUACCCCCGACAGUGGUUACAGCAUUGAUUCAAAAAUAAUUGGUGUUCCUUCCCCUUCGUCCUUGUUUAAGCACAUUGUUCCAAUGAUGCGCUCUGAGAGCAUGGAAAUCACAGAAUCCCUUGUGCUGGGCCUCGGCAGGACCAGUCCUGGUGCUUUUAGGGAAUUAAUAGAAGAGUUGCAUCCUAUAAUUAAAGAAGCACUUGAAAGAAGGCCAGAGAACAUGAAACGACGCAGGCGUCGAGAUAUUUUACGUGUACAACUUGUACGAAUAUUUGAACUGUUGGCAGAUGCUGGCGUCAUUAGUCACAGUGCAAGUGGUGGCCUUGAUAAUGAAACACAUUCUCUCAACAAUACGUUAUUGGAGUAUGUGGAUCUAACUCGGCAACUCCUAGAAGCAGAAAAUGAAAAAGACUCUGAUACACUGAAAGAUAUCCGAUGCCAUUUUAGUGCCUUAGUGGCAAAUAUCAUUCAGAAUGUUCCAGUGCACCAGAGAAGAAGUGUCUUUCCGCAGCAGAGCCUCCGCCACAGCCUCUUUAUGUUGUUCAGUCACUGGGCAGGUCCUUUCAGUAUCAUGUUUACUCCACUAGACAGAUACAGCGAUAGAAACAUGCAAAUAAAUAGACAUCAGUACUGUGCAUUAAAGGCUAUGUCUGCUGUACUUUGUUGUGGCCCUGUUGCAGAUAACGUAGGACUAUCAUCAGAUGGCUAUUUGUACAAAUGGCUAGAUAAUAUUUUGGAUUCACAGGAUAAGAAGGUUCAUCAGCUUGGAUGUGAAGCGGUUAUGUUGCUGUUGGAGCUUAAUCCUGACCAGAGUAACCUCAUGUAUUGGGCUGUAGAUCGCUGUUAUACAGGCUCUAAGCGGGUAGCAGCUGGAUGUUUUAAAGCCAUAGCCAGUGUAUUCCAAAACAGAGAUUACCAGUGUGAUACAGUUACCCUUCUUAAUCUGAUAUUAUUUAAAGCAGCUGACUCUUCUAGGGCAAUCUAUGAAGUUGCUAUGCAACUGUUACAGAUUUUAGAGCCCAAGAUGUUUCGUUAUGCUCACAAACUGGAGGUUCAGAGAACUGAUGGGAUAUUGAGCCAGCCUGCACCUUUGCCACAUUUGUAUUCUGUGUCUUAUUAUCAACUUUCUGAAGAAUUAGCAAGGACCUAUCCUGAAUUAACUCUUGCAAUAUUUUCAGAAGUAAGCCAGAGAAUACAAAUGGCGCACCCCUCUGGAAGGCAGGUGAUGCUGCAUUAUUUGCUUCCCUGGAUGAAUAAUAUUGAACUGGUGGAUUUGAAACCUUUGCCCACAAUUCGACGGCAAGAUGAAGAUGAAGAAGAUCCUUUGAAGGAUAGAGAGCUGAUGGUGAAUAGCAGGCGCUGGCUCAAAGGAGAAGGGUGGGGAUCGCCACAGGCUACAGCGUUGGUUUUAAACAACCUAAUGUACAUGACAGCAAAGUAUGGUGAUGAAAUAGCAUGGUCAGAAAUUGAGAAUGUUUGGAUUACACUAGCGGACAGUUGGCCAAAGAAUUUGAAAAUAAUCCUGCAUUUUUUGAUCAGCAUCUGUGGAGUGAACAGCGAACCCAGCCUGUUGCCUUAUGUUAAGAAGGUAAUUGUUUACUUGGGUAGAGAUAAAACCAUGCAGCUUUUGGAAGAGCUGGUGAGUGAACUACAGCUUACUGACCCUGUCAGUUCUGGAGUUAGUCAUAUGGACAACCCACCAUAUUACCGCAUCACUUCCAGUUUUAAAAUCCCUUCUGUUACCUCAGGAAUGGGAAGCGAGAAGUCUAGCUCUAGAUGCAGAGGUACUACUUCAAGUAGCAAUACAAUGGUGGCACCCUCAGAUGGUAAUCCUGACAAUAAGAAUAUAAAAGAGAGUACUGAUGAAAAUUAUGUACAUCUAGAUAUCUACAGUGGAUUGAAUAGUAAUCUAAAUCGCCAGCACCACAGGCUAGAAUCUCGCUAUAGCAGCAGUUCGGGAGGAUCAUAUGAAGAAGAGAAAAGUGAUUCAAUGCCACUGUACUCAAAUUGGCGGCUGAAAGUGAUGGAGCACAAUGAAGGAGAACCUUUACCAUUUCCACCUUCAGGGGGUUGUUGGUCACCAUUGGUGGAUUAUCUGCCUGAAACAUCUUCUCCUGGCAUGGUUCUUCAUCGGUGUAACAUAGCAGUGAUUCUGUUGACUGACUUGAUAAUUGAUCACAGUGUGAAGGUUGACUGGGGGAACUAUCUGCACCUCUUACUUCACGCAGUGUUUAUAGGACUUGACCAUCACCAUCCUGAAGUAUAUGAACACUGCAAACAUCUCCUAUUGCAUUUAUUGAUUGUGAUGGGCUCUAGCAGUAAUGUCCAGUCUGUGGCUUCAGUCCUUCUCAGGAAUAGGGAGUUUAAUGAACCCCGGGUGCUCACUGUCAAACAAACAGCACAUUUGGAUUACAUCUUCACAGGUGUAAAUGAUUUUAUACCGGAUCACCAGCCCUCCCCAAUGACAGACUCAGGGCUCAGUUCAAGUUCUACCUCUUCUAGCAUCAGCUUAGGAAAUACCAGUGCUGCCAUUUCUCAUAUGCAUAGCACCAUCCUCAGUGAAGUUGACAUUUCAGGAGAGCAAGAUGAAAAAAUGAAAUCACUCAUGGAGUUUAUUACUACCAGAAAACGAGGUCCGCUUUGGAAUCAUGAAGAUGUUUCAGCAAAGAAUCCAAGCAUAAAGAGUGCAGAGCAGUUAACCGUAUUUCUAAAGCAUGUCAUUUCUGUAUUUAAACAAUCAAGUUCAGUUGGAUUUCAGCUGGAACAUCACCUGAGUGAAGUUGCUCUUCAAACUGCACUUUCCUGCUCCUCUCGGCAUUAUGCUGGGAGAUCCUUCCAGAUCUUUCGCGCACUGAAGCAACCUCUGUCUGCAUCUACGCUUUCUGACAUUUUGUCCAGACUGGUGGAAACUGUUGGGGAUGCAGGAGAAGAAGCUCAGGGUUUUGUCAUAGAACUACUUCUUACUUUAGAGUCAGCUGCUGAUACACUGGCAGACACCAUGAAGCAUUAUGAUCUUCUCACCGCACUUUCCCAUGCUUCAUACCAUGAUCCAUUAAUGGGAAACAAAUAUGCAGCUAACAGGAAAAGCACUGGUCAGAUAAACCUAAGCACAAGCUCCAUUAGCAGUGGCAAUUUUAUAGGCUACUAUAGUAACAUGAGAAGCAACUCUUUGCGACUGAGUUUAAUAGGGGACCGAAAGAUUGAUCGGCGGAGGAGCAACACACUGGAUAUAAUGGAUGGAAGGAUAAACCAUUCCAACAGUUUAGCAAGGACUAGAAGCCUUUCCUCCCUGAAAGAGGGAGGAAUGCAUGAUGUGCAGCCUACUACUGACCCUGUGAACCUGAUGGCUACCAUAUUCUGGAUUGCGGCAUCAUUGCUUGAAUCAGAUUAUGAAUAUGAAUACCUCCUGGCUCUCAGGCUGCUCAACAGACUUCUGGUCCAUUUGCCUCUGGAUAAGUCUGAAAGCAGGGAGAAAAUUGAAAAAAUGCAAAGUAAAUUAAAAUGGAAUAACUUUCCAGGCCUUCAGCAUCUCUUCCUGAAGGGUUUUACCUCAGUUUCUACACAGGAAAUGACAGUUCAUUUACUUAGCAAACUCAUCACAGUCUCCAAACAUGCGUUGGUGGAUCCUUCCCAAUUAACAGGAUUUCCUCUCAACAUCUUGUGUUUAUUGCCUCAUCUAAUCCAGCAUUUUGAUAAUCCAACUCAGUUCUGCAAAGAAACUGCAGAUAGAAUAGCAAAGGUUUGUGCAGAAGAAAAGUCCCCAACGCUUGCCAAUUUGGCUCAUAUGAUGAGUCUAUACAGUACCCAUAGUUAUUCCAGAGACUGCUCAAACUGGAUUAAUGUAGUGUGUAGAUAUUUGCAUGACUCCUUCUCAGAAACAACUUUUAAUCUUGUUACUUAUCUAGCAGAGCUAUUAGAGAAAGGAAUAUCCAGCAUGCAGCAAUCUUUACUUCAAAUCAUUUAUAGUCUUUUGAGUCAUAUUGACCUCUCUGCAGCACCAGUGAAGCAGUUUAAUCUGGAAAUCAUAAAGAUCAUUGGUAAAUAUGUUCAGAGUCCAUAUUGGAAGGAAGCGCUUAAUAUUUUGAAACUGGUGGUAUCUCGAUCAGCAAGUCUUGUUGUACCUAAUGAUAUUCCAAAGUCCUAUGGUGGUGAUAUAAGUUCCCCUGAAAUUUCAUUCACCAAAAUUUUUAAUAAUGUUUCCAAAGAACUACCUGGGAAGACCUUAGAUUUCCAUUUUGAUAUCUCAGAGACCCCAAUCAUUGGAAACAAGUAUGGUGAUCAGCACAGUGCAGCUGGCAGAAACGGAAAGCCUAAAGUCAUUGCUGUUACAAGAAGUACUUCUUCAACCUCCUCAGGUUCAAAUUCAAAUGCCUUGGUACCUGUAAGCUGGAAGAGGCCACAGUUAUCCCAGCGAAGAACCAGGGAGAAGCUAAUGAAUGUACUGUCAUUGUGUGGUCCAGAGUCUGGCCUCCCCAAGAAUCCAUCUGUUGUGUUUUCUUCUAAUGAAGACUUGGAAGUUGGGGAUCAACAAACUAGUCUUAUUUCUACAACAGAGGAAGUAAUUCAGGAAGAAGAAGUAGCUGUAGAAGAUAACACCAGUGAACAACAGUUUGGAGUUUUUAAAGAUUUUGACUUUUUAGAUGUUGAAUUGGAAGAUGCAGAGGGCGAAAGCAUGGAUAACUUCAACUGGGGGGUCCGCAGGCGCUCUCUGGAUAGCAUUGACAAAGGAGACACACCGUCUCUCCAAGAAUAUCAGUAUUCCGGUAGCACCCCCAGCUUAAAUUUGACCAAUCAAGAAGAUACCGAUGAAUCAUCAGAAGAGGAAGCUCUGACUGCAAGUCAGAUCUUAUCACGAUCACAGAUGCUAAACUGUGACUCUGCUGCCGACGACGCAGUGCUAGACCAUGCGGGGUCACUGCGCCAGUCACAAGACUCUACUAGCAGCGUGGGAACAGAAGAGGUGCUUCAAAUCAGAGCUGAGACCCCAAGUUUGGAGGUUUCCCCUCUAGAUAAUGCUAGCAACCAGCUGCCUGAGGAUGGCAGUUCCUCUGUAAAGGAUGAACAAAUUAGUACAGCUAGUGAAGAAACGGGAUCAUUUGUGGUGCAAGAACAACAAGAUUUGCUGAUCUGCCAAGAGCCAUUAGAACUAGAGGAAACGCCUGAAAUUUCAGAGCAUCCUGCUAAUGAGAGCUACACUGAAUCAAUCUGUGAAGAAGAUGUUACUCUUGCUCUGAAGGAACUUGAUGAAAGGUGUGAAGAGGAAGAAGCUGACUUCUCUGGUUUGUCUAGUCAAGAUGAAGAACAAGAUGGUUUUCCAGAAGUACAGACAUCUCCCCCACCGUCUCCAUUUCUUUCUGCCAUAUUGGCAGCUUUUCAACCCCAGGUGUAUGAUGAUGAAGAGGAGGCUUGGCGUUGCCAUGUGAAUCAGCUGCUGACUGAUACAGAUGGAUCGUCUGCUGUCUAUACAUUUCACAUAUUUUCUAGGUUGUUUCAGAUCAUUCAAAGGAAGUUUGGGGCUAUAACCCAUGAAUCAGUCAGUUUUCUUGGUGAGAAUCUGCAACGAAUUGGAGCAAAAUUUAAAAGUUCACUGGAAGUAAUGAUGUUGUGUUCAGAAUGCCCCACUGUUUUUGUUGAUGCAGAAACGUUGGUCUCCUGUGGUUUAUUAGAAACACUGAAGUUCAGCGUUCUAGAGCUUCAAGAACAUCUGGAUACUUACAAUGCUAGAAGAGAAUCAGCAGAAGAGUGGCUGAAAGACUGCAAAAGGACAUUUGGUACAGAUGACGGUAUUCAUGGAACCACCACAGAUGCUCAGCAUUUGGAAAUUCUAGCAGAGUUAGAAUUGUGUCGAAGGCUAUAUAAAUUGCAUUUCCAGUUGCUGCUUCUCUUCCAAGCCUAUUGUAAACUUAUAAGCCAAGUGGAUGUGAUCAAAAAGGAAGCAGAGGUAAUAAAUAUGUCAGAGGAGCUUGCACAGCUAGAGGUUUUUCUGAAGGAAGCAGAAUCUGCUUCUGACAGUGGCAUCGAAGAAAUGGAAAUCUCAGAGGCUUCCCAGGCCAGCACUGAGACUGCCAUUCACUCUCUUAUUGAAACCAUGAGGAGCAAAGAAUUUGUGUCUGCGAUAGCACAGGUCAAAGCCUUCAGGUGCAUUUGGCCCAAUGAUAUAUUUGGCAACCCUGAAGAUGAUCCCAUACAAACUCUGCUACACAUAUAUUUCCGUCACCAGACCCUGGGUCAGACUGGCAGCUUUGCAGUAGUUGGCUCAAAGCAAGAUAUGUCAGAAGCCAGUUCAAAGCUAAUGGAACUGAAUUUAGAAAUCCGGGAAUCCCUGCGGAUGGUGCAGUCAUAUCAGCUUCUUGCCAAACAUACAGCUGUGAGAAGUUUGAGCACUGGAUUUUGAAUCACUGUCCCACAGAAAGACUAAAGCUAAAGUCUCAUUAUUAUCCGGCACCUUUCAUAUCUGUUGAAAAACCUGCUCUUUCCGGAAGGCAUCAUAUUUUUGAUUACUGUUAAAGAACGUCACUGGAAGAAGCGACAGAAUUCAGAGGCGAGGAUCUUGGAAACUCACGGCAUCUUAAUGCUUUCUUCCAAAGUGGCGAUAUGGGCAGCGUGAACACUUUUUAAAUAAUAAUCUUAUAAAAACUGCAUUAGAAAAAAAGGGCUAUAAACAAUGCCUAUAACUGCAUUCUUUUCUGCAACAGCAGAAAUGUAAGAGUUGUUGCAAUAGCCUCUCCAUACUGAGACUAUGUAAAGCGGGGGAAAUGAGGCUAAAAUCAAGGCUGAAGACCUAUGAGGUUUUCAGGCAGUUAAAAAAUAAUAAUCGUAACAAUGUCUGAUGUAUACAGUUGGCGACGUCGCGAGGAAUGUGCUGUCAGAAUGCAGGAGUUAAAACUGCAAACCGUAUGGAUUCAUCAAAACGUUGUAUUUAGUUCUGUCUGGUCAUGGUGGAUUAUGUGUGAAAGUUGGAAUGAAUGUUUCUCUGACAAUUGCAUUUUGAAGGUAUGGAUGAUGUGCGAUGAGGUCUGAGCAUGCCUAGCGAAAGCACUGCAAGAUUAUUUUGGGUGGGAAAUAUUUUUAGCUCUAACUUCUAAUUUGUAAAUGUUAAGGCAUUUAAUAAUAUUUUAAAACUGGAAUUUCCAGUUUUCAAAAAAAAUGAUAAUAUAUCUCUAACUUGUUGAGAAUGCUGCUCAGUUUUCUGAUCAGUGUUUAUUGAUAAUGGACUAACCAAAAAGUAGCUGCCUGCAGAGACUUUAAGAUGUAUAUUAAAGAUUUAUGUUGCCCCUCCGCAACUCAUUAGGAAAGUUAACUUAUUUUAUCCUGUACAUAUUCUAGAAAUUGUAUAGUGUAAAAUUCAGUAUUUUUGUUGAACAAUGCACUGUUACAUGAGAAUAGUGUAUAAAGCUAAGCAAGGGAGGGGGGCAAGAAUAGUGGCUGUUAAUAGACAACAUGACCAUGGAAUACAUGACCAAUUAUCUCUGUAUUCUGCAGAGUUCGGGAGGUUUAAACUCACGUGUGUCUGUCUUUAUGACUCGUAUUUAAAGCUAAGGAAUUUGGGACUGUAUAUAGAAGGGAAAAACCAUUUGGUUUCCAAACUCGACAAUAUAUUUCAAAAAUCGGUAGCACAAGAUUAACUAAACUCUGUUGAAACCAAAACAAUUUUAUAUAAUCAAAAAGUAUGAAUGUAGUCCCGCAAUUCCUCUAAUUCAGAAGGAAUAAAGGUCUGUAUUUUAGGCAUCUGUCUUUCCCACUGUGAUUUCAACAAAAACAUUUCAGAAAACUGGCUCUGAAAAUUCCAGACUGUAGAAUGUAGACACAAAUCUCUUUAGCAUGGCCUUUUUGUUUCCUUGGGGAAAUUAACCCUAUUAGACAUAUAAUUAUGCUGAAAUGCAUUAAUUGAACGCACUGUGCAUAUUCUUGGACUGCUGAUAGAAGUUCUGUUACAUUUCCAAAUCUCUUGUUUAACUAGACAUGGCACAUUCAUAAUCAUAAUCACUGUAUUUUUCUUUUGACUCUGAUAAAAUUUAAUUAUUUUGAAGACUCUGUGGUACUGUAGAUGGUGUUCUUAAUUAUUUAAUAAGGUCUUACAGGGCUAUAUGUAGUUUUUAGUGGUGUAUCAUACUUUUUACAUCUUUUAUCAGCCUCAUUUUUGUGUUUUUGUUUUGGGGAGGGCCCAGUAAAAUAAAAAUUCCUAUCUGCUA
Molecule: messenger RNA, 11566 nt
Organism: Anolis sagrei ordinatus
Lineage: Eukaryota; Metazoa; Chordata; Lepidosauria; Squamata; Anolidae
Source: RefSeq, a predicted model, not a curated record